CACUCGGUGGUGCGUAACGCUCUGUUCUGCCUGGAAACAGCAGCAAAUGAGAAGGAAAACCACGUGUACACCAAGGCUCUGAUGGCGUACGCCUUCGCCCUGGCUGGGAAGGAGGAGAAGCGGAAGGCGUUGCUCGACUCCCUUGAAAAGGAAGCCGUGAAAAAGGAUGGGUCUGUGCAUUGGCAGCGGCCUGGGAAAGAGCCAGAGGUUGAUCUCCCGUACUAUCGCUACCGAGCUCCCUCUGCUGAAGUGGAGAUGACAGCCUACGUGCUCCUUGCUCACCUCACCACACAGCCAGCACCUUCCCACGAGGAGCUGUCGUUCGCCUCUCUGAUUGCAAAGUGGAUCAGCGGCCAGCAGAAUCCCAGUGGAGGCUUCUCCUCCACCCAGGACACAGUGGUGGCUCUCCAAGCCCUGUCCCUCUAUGGAGCUGCCACCUAUGCCAAGAGCGGAGCAGCUUCCAAAGUGACCCUGCGAUCUGGAGAGGACUUCCAGCAAGACUUCCAAGUGGAUCCCACAAACCGGCUGCUGCUCCAGCGUGUGCCCCUGCCCCGGGUGCCAGGGGAGUACAGCACGGAGGUGUCUGGAGAAGGAUGUGUCUACCUGCAGACAAGCUUGAGGUACAACGUGCAGCCCACGCAGGAGGAUGCGCCCUUCACGCUCCACGUGUACACGAUCCCAGAGACAUGCGAGGACUCCAAGGCUCACAAGGUCUUUGACAUCGGCAUAAACGUCAG
This is a messenger RNA of Antrostomus carolinensis (chuck-will's-widow), 737 nucleotides long. RefSeq names its product alpha-2-macroglobulin. The record is from RefSeq and is a predicted model, not a curated record. NCBI's taxonomy places the organism in Eukaryota, Metazoa, Chordata, Aves, Caprimulgiformes, Caprimulgidae. The annotation marks the transcript as partial. The transcript is spliced from 4 exons.